GAGAGCGGGCGGAGGUCGCGGGAGCGCCGCAACAUGGCGGCGGCGGGCAGCGGCGGGAGCCGGGCGGACAACGGUUACGGCGGGCAGCAGCCGCGGCGGAAGAAGGGCCCGGGAGCCCUGGCCACGGCCUACCUCGUCAUUUACAACGUGGUGAUGACGGCGGGGUGGCUUGUGAUUGCUGUGGGGCUAGUUCGAGCAUACCUGGCUAAAGGUAGCUACCAUAGCCUCUACUACUCCAUAGAAAAGCCCCUGAAAUUCUUCCAAACUGGAGCUUUGCUUGAGAUUCUGCACUGUGCCUUUGGCAUUGUUCCCUCUUCUGUUGUUCUGACUGCUUUCCAAGUGAUGUCAAGGGUUUUCCUGACCUGGGCAGUAACACAUAGUGUAAAAGAGGUACAAACUGAAGACAGCGUCCUGUUGUUUGUGGUGGCCUGGACAAUCACAGAGAUAAUCCGUUACUCUUUUUACACCUUCAGCUUGUUAAACCAUCUCCCUUAUCUCAUUAAAUGGGCCAGGUACACUUUGUUUAUAAUAUUGUAUCCAAUGGGAGUCUCUGGGGAAUUACUCACAAUAUAUGCUGCAUUACCCUUCGUCAGGCAGUCUGGCUUGUAUUCCAUUAGUUUACCUAAUAAGUACAACUUUUCUUUUGACUAUUAUACAUUCCUGAUCCUGGUUAUGAUCUCUUACAUUCCACUCUUUCCCCAGCUGUAUUUUCACAUGCUACGUCAGAGGCGAAAGGUGCUUUCCCACACUGAAGAACACAAGAAGUCGGAGUAAUUUCAAUUCUUUCAGAACUUUUCAAACAUUGAAAUGCUGCAGAUUUUCAAUACCCAGCAUAUUUAUAACGAAUAUACCAAGAUAAAACUGUCAGAGGUAAAAGACCAAUGAUUAGCAAGAAUAAACAAUAAAUCUGAUUACACUGAAAUUCCACAGUGUAAAACAUUCAAAUACUUUUCAGCUUGCAGUGCUUCAGAAAACUUCUAAACUUUAUCUGGCUUGGCAGGUAGCCCUUUACUUUUCAUUAAAUGUUGUGCUAAAUGGUUUUCGUUUUUGUUACUAAAUGCCUGAAGGUUACAGUAUGAAUGAUGAAACUGUACGCACUAAAUGCCCGAAUUGGGAUUGUGUCACUGAUACCUCUCUUUUUUUCGAAGUGCUUGACUGCAUGCCAGAAACUGUAUGUAUUGCUAUGGAAGCAAACAAUAUGCUCUGGAAUGCUUUAGGAUUUUGUCAGAGACUCCAGUGGAGAAUGUAAUCCGGGCAGUGUUUGAAUUUAGAAAGGUAGGUUGUGUAUGUAAAAGGUGAUGGAAACAAGAAUGGGAAAGCAGUUAUGGGAAAUGAGGGGAACGUGGUUCAUUAGGAAUUUAAACAGUAGGGUGUCUGACCAGAGAGUGUUCUUUGAAGAUCUUGUUUAAGCUGAUUACUCAAAUGUUAAUGUUAAUUCAGAGGCUAUAAUGCUUAUCUGAAACAUUAAAACUCCUUUAAGUACUGCAGCCCUGGAUGCUUUUUUAAAUAUUGAAGAAAUAAAAAAUACUAACUGUAAUACUUCUUGUGAUAUCAGUAAUUAAUCUGAAGAAUAUAAGGAGGCGAGUCGCUCCAAAACAGGUGCAGCUUCUCCAUUUUGGACUUCAAAUGAUCAUCUCUAAUCACUGUCCACUGUUUCAGUGGUACUCAUCUUUUAGUGUUAAGAACUAUUUGGUCUACUGUGGAAUCACCUGAGGACAUGUUCUUCAACACAACUUUUCUUAAUUGAUUAAUGUGUAUCACUCUAGAACAUCCAAAAAGGCAGUUCUAGGCAUUCAGCUUCUGAAAUGUUGUAAAAACCCUAAAUAACAAGUACAUUUUUUGAAAGCAGAUUAUCUCUUGUGUUACUUGCUGCUUUUACAGAUUGGACUAGCUUUCCCUUAUCUGCUCUUUUGAAACAGCAGAAGAGCACGGAAAGGUAGAUUUUCCAAGGUGCUUGCUCAGGGUUCUCAGACUAAACCUUCCCUUGGGAAGGCGAAGCAGAAAAUGAAAGGACUGAGCCAUGUGGUGAAGCAGAAUCCACUGCUGCUGUGUGAGCAGUGGCCCAAAAUAUGAGCAAAAAUGUUUACUGGAAGGGGGCAGUAAAUAGAAGGCACAAAGUGACCGGGGAAAUGAACAGACAUCUAAUGAAAGGCAAAAGGAAACGAACUAAUGGUCAUUGCUGUGUCACGUAUUGAAAGUUGAAUAGUACUGUCCUUGCGCCUUUGGAGCUACUAGACAACAAGGCAAGGGUAUCUGUGACUUCCCUCUUGUAACAUCGUGAUUUACUGCAUAAAUAAGGUGUGACUGUUUUAUGCCCACCAGCACCUACCUCUCCCUGGGCACAGUCCAUAUCUGUGUCCCAAUACUUGUGUGUGACACCUUGGAGUUCUCCCUAAACGUAGGGCAAUAAGUACUAAGUGCAGUGCCUCUUUGUCCUAGCACUGGUGCAGAGCCACAUUUACUCUUUGUUUUCACAUUUGUUAGAGCUAUAUUAAAUUAAAAAAAUGAACACAAAAUCCUGCAAUUUUCAGUCGUUUCUUUUGAUUCCAUCAAAGCAUCUGAUUGGACAUUCCUAGCAUGCAGUAAUGUGUAACAACUUUCCUGUCCAGAACAAAUCUGACUAUUAGAUGCUGGAAGAGGAUAAGAGAUAGUAAUGAUCUUUGCUUCUAUUUUGAACCUUUUGUAGACAGUUUUAGGCUGUAAGCAAAAAUACUGUUACAACAUUCGACCUCAGUGGGGUUUUGCAUUCAAAGAUGAAACAAUUCAACUUCAUUUCUCUAUUAGCCUGUGUAAUUCUUUGCUCUGGUUGUCUGAGAAAUGUUGCAUUAUACUGAACUCAUUGUUUAAAACUUCCACAUCUGAACAAAACCUCUCCUUUUGCUUGUUCAUGCUAUGAAAGAUGUUUGUGACAGCAUUUCUGAAGAAUGUCAUCUGAAAAAUGUGAUUUCAUGAUAGAUUCUGGUUAUUGGAUGUUGUGGGUACUCAGCUCCUUCAUUUUUUUUCUUGCAUUUAGGCACAGAGUCAAACCAAGACUUGGAUUCAAAUUUGUAGUUCCAAUUUCCAGGGAAAAAAUGGUUGUGUAAUACUGCUGUAUGAAACAAACUCAUAGCUCUACUGGUGAGAAAGAUGCAGUACAGAUCUGUAUUAGAUAGCAUGAGCAAUACCGAGAAGCAGAGAGAACUCCUGAUAUGGAAGAGGCUUGUACAACCAGCCUCCUUGCUGAGUAAGCUUUAUUAUGAAAUAUUUAAUUGAAAUUAUUGAUUUGCCUUUAGCUUUUUGAGAAAAAGAGUUCAUCUUCCUCCUAAAAGAACCACCUAAAAGAAAAAUCUGAGCUAUGAAACAUUUAGUGCUUGUUCAUGUCGGGCUUCCAUGGAAAUCACUGGAAGGUGAUCCUGAGUACAAACUGUAGUGUGAUACCCUAAUACUGGUAGGGUUUUCCCUAGCACUGACUUUGGUCAUGUGUGUUUUUUGCCAUCUUGAUAAGCAAAUUUCCCCUCUUCAGUCACUGAAGCUGUAAUAUGUGAAUUUUCUAAUAAAAGCUUUGAUUCGUACUCUUUUUCACAAACGUACAAGUUUUGGGUUUUUUUUUUCUCCCCCACAGGCUAUUUACUUGGCUUGCAUGUUUUCUAUCAGCAUCACCAAACUGCUGCAGAAGAUGUUUUCUGCUUUGGUUGUCUUUGUGUUAUGUGCACUGGUUCAGUUGAUGGCUACUUUGUGUUCUACCAUGCCGGCUUUGACCAAGUUAGUCGUUACCCUCCAAAAGACCAAGGUUCUUACCAGUGUUGAGCUUACAACUGGAAUUGUAGAAAUGUUCAUAGUGUAAAUUACAGUACGAUGCAGACUACAGUGCAGGUGAAUUGUAAUUUUUCACAACGUGAUGUUUCUAUCCAAGUUUUUUUAUUUACCAAUAGCAAGGUUGGCAUUUGUGUAGACCAAUCUGCAGUGUCAUUUAAAAACCUAUCUUUCAUCUUGAGAUUUUCAUGAGUAUACAUCAAAUCAUGUGCUUUGAUGUAUAUUUGUUGGUGAAAUUUUGGGGAAAACUAUAUACAGUCAUUUUUGUAUUUUUUUCUAUGUUGUGAAGAAUAAAAUUGUAAUUUUCUAAGUCUGAUUCACUAAGAUUAUUAUAAGUUAAAUGUAUUUUUUGUAUAUUUAGGAAUCUGGUAUUACGUGGAGCUCUGAAAGACUAAGCAUAAAAUUUUAUGCAUGUUUGGAAGAUAUUUCUACUUGACAAUGCGGUGAAAUGGUUUGUAUGCUGAAAUACUAGUCUGUGUUGUUGCCUUGUGAAACUGAUUCUGUGCUCUCUGCCUGGAUUUGGCCUACUGACCAGUGAUACUAAUUGCUAUAAUCCAAAUAAAAUAAUUCCAAACAAAA
Molecule: messenger RNA, 4371 nt
Organism: Gallus gallus (chicken)
Lineage: Eukaryota; Metazoa; Chordata; Aves; Galliformes; Phasianidae
Gene: HACD2
Product: 3-hydroxyacyl-CoA dehydratase 2
Exons: 7
Coding region: 34-774 (246 amino acids)
Biological process (GO): sphingolipid biosynthetic process; fatty acid elongation; very long-chain fatty acid biosynthetic process
Cellular component (GO): endoplasmic reticulum membrane
Molecular function (GO): 3-hydroxyacyl-CoA dehydratase activity
Source: RefSeq, marked validated